Messenger RNA from Oncorhynchus kisutch (coho salmon), 2526 nucleotides. RefSeq names its product leucine-rich repeat extensin-like protein 3. NCBI's taxonomy places the organism in Eukaryota, Metazoa, Chordata, Actinopteri, Salmoniformes, Salmonidae. The transcript has 5 exons. The record is from RefSeq and is a predicted model, not a curated record. Bases 1227 to 2174 code for a protein of 315 amino acids.
GGAAUCUGAGUAAUGAAUACAUUCCUGUUUUGCAACAUGGAAAAAGCAUGUUGAAGACUUUCAUAUUUUUGCAAGUAAAAAUGUAUUGUUUCGUUGAUAAAGCAUGGAAGUUUCACUAGAGCAACAUGUUUUGAGAUGUCUGAAAGGUCAAAAACAUUUAGAGUGCAGGUACUAGCUAUUUGAUGAGCGGAAGAAAAUAAGAAUAUCGCUAUGGUUGUGAAGCCAUGUGCUUCUUUGUUUACCAAAACAGCGGCUGUUGGAGCGAUUGUGUGAAUGGUUCUGUGAAGAACGUGGAAUUUGGGCUUGUAAGAAGUGAGCCGCACAAACGGCGACAAAGUCUGCGUUUUUAAGUCAAGUUAAAGGACCAUAUGCUGCUGGAGUGGGGCCAUAACAUCAAGGAACCCUGCCUCCCCAUGCAUGUUUUCAGCCUUCAGCGGGUGCCUGGAUGUCACCAUUGUACAGCGCGUUGGAUAUCAUUUGAAGUUUGACUUUAUUACCCUUGUGUACGCACUUAUAAUAGCAUUUAAUGAGCGCUUUAAUCAUUUCCACAUAUCAAGAACAAAAUGAUGGUGGAGGUGCAAGGGGUGGAGUUACUUGGGGUCAAUAGCCAAUGGAAAGCACCCAAAUUAUGAGUGGUGUUGAGUACAGUAUUUAUGAACUGUAAAGUUGUCUGGCUGAGACUAGACUGUGAAGAGAUCCAAGUACAGGUAAGUAAGAAUAUGAUUUGCAGAUGAUGUACUUAAUAUGAUAAAUACUUUGAUCAUUAGGGUGGUCAAGAGGCCUGGCUCGGUUAAUUCAAUUCAUAUAUUUAUCAUUAUUGGGAAAGGUUGAUUGCGUACCUAAAACAGCCUUUUCUGUAGUGAAGUGGGAAAAUCUUUAUAUUCCAGUUUAGGCUCCUGUGUAAUGUAAUUAAUCUGUUAUAAGAACAACAAUGAUGAUUGAAGUGAUUCAUGGGGUAAAUUAAAAUCUUGUUGUGAAGUCAUCUAGAUUAGCGAUUAUUUUAUGCAGGUAGUACAGGCUAAUGUUGACGUAGUUUCAAAUAUGAGAGGUACUGGAGCAUUGUGAAUUGUCAGUUUAUCUCUGAUCAUCCUGGCACAUGCAGCUGGUCUGUAUGCCAGUACAACUCUACUGGGUGAGCAUGUUAGUGUGUUCUAUAAUCAAAACAGAAUUCAAGCUGUAUUUUACGCCAGUCAUGCUUCUUCCUGUGUGUUCUCCAGGGCGCAAGGAUGAUUGUUCAGGUUCUCCUGACGGGGACACUAUGCUGCCUACUGCCAGGUUUGCUGGAUGCUACACCUCUGAAGGCUAGAGCUGUAGGGGAGGUCAGCAUCGACUCUGCCCAGGCUCAUGGCUUCCUGUCUCAGUCACGCUCCAAACGGAACGUCAACCCGGACCCCAAGUGGCACCGCGGCACUCCUGAUUUCCAGUCCUACUACAAAUUCUACAACAGCAUCGGCCAUAUUGAAGGACUGUAUGAGAUUGACAAGAUCAGGAUACUGUAUCAGCAGAUGCGUCACCUAGAGCAGGUCUAUGGGCCAGACGCCUCCAGCUACCAGAAUGCCCUGGGUGUGAUAACCUCUCCACCUACCACCGCAGCUCCUACCACCACCACCACAGUGCCUCCUACCACUCAGCCCCCUCCUACUACACCAGCAUCACUUUCUCUAACUGAGGCUGAUGUCCUUUAUCUGUGUAACCCCAAAGACCCCCUUUGUAAAGCUCACAUAGUUUACCUGCCUGCAGGGGCCAUCCCAGUCCUCUGUGACCCACGCUACAACCCUACCUGCAAACCCCAAACCGGCAAGGUGGUCAUAGCCGCUGCCGGACCUGCGGAGCCAGCUGUUGAAUCACCUCCCCCACCUCCACCCCCCCCUAAGAAGUCUCUCCCACCUCCUUCUCCCAUUGUCAUUAAAGGGAUGGAGUAUGACUGCGACCCUUACUGGGACCCUGACUGCCUGAUCGAUCACCCACCUCGCUCUGUCCAGGUGACUGAGCCACCACCACCCCCUACUUUCCCACUUGUUGUGGUGGCCCCUGUUGAGGAGGAGGAGGAGGAAGAAGAAGAAGAAGAAGAAAUGGCCACCGAGGAGACAAUAGCACCUUCUGACCCUUAUGAUUGGGGACGUGACCUUUUUGACCCUUACCACUAUUCCGACCCAGCACCUGACCCCCAGUAGACAGUUUUUUGUUUUGUUUAUCUAAGCACAAACAUAACACAUUAGUACUGCAAUACAACAGAAGGUCAUUUACCAAAUACAGGUCGGACUGUGAGCAAAAUCAUAAACACAAUUGUACACAAACACAACAAUUUCCCCACAUGUAUGACAUUUCUCAGUUCCAUCAGAGAAUAUUGUUUUGAGUUGUAGAGACAACGGACUUAUAAUAUAUUGUAUUCAACGUGUGUGUCUGUUAUCAAUUAAUAUUAACAAAAAUUAAGUGUCACGUCCCAUUUGAAAUUGUUUGUGGUAAAAGGUCGCCCUCCAGCGGUGAGAACUGAAACUAUAAAUUAAACGAUCUAUCUGGACAGUC